Molecule: messenger RNA, 675 nt
Organism: Lactuca sativa (garden lettuce)
Lineage: Eukaryota; Viridiplantae; Streptophyta; Magnoliopsida; Asterales; Asteraceae
Product: histone H3.2
Cellular component (GO): nucleosome
Molecular function (GO): DNA binding; structural constituent of chromatin; protein heterodimerization activity
Source: RefSeq, a predicted model, not a curated record
ACACCCAUCGAACUGUUUCCACCUCCAAAUCUUUCUGCUCUCUUCCGAUUUCCAGCUUCUCACUGAAUACCAAAAUGGCUCGUACUAAGCAGACAGCAAGGAAAUCCACCGGAGGAAAGGCUCCAAGGAAGCAGCUGGCUACCAAAGCAGCAAGAAAGUCGGCUCCGGCGACCGGAGGGGUGAAGAAGCCACACAGAUUCAGGCCAGGAACCGUAGCUCUUCGAGAAAUCAGAAAGUAUCAGAAGAGCACUGAGUUGUUGAUCAGGAAACUGCCGUUUCAGAGGCUUGUGAGGGAAAUUGCUCAGGAUUUCAAGACGGAUCUUCGAUUUCAGAGCUCUGCUGUUGCUGCACUCCAGGAGGCGUCCGAGGCGUACCUAGUUGGAUUGUUUGAGGAUACUAACUUAUGCGCGAUUCAUUCUAAGAGAGUCACCAUUAUGCCUAAGGAUAUGCAACUCGCUCGUAGGAUUCGUGGUGAGAGAGCUUAAGUUUUCGAUCUGAUUUGGCUUGUUGAAGGUCUUGUUUAGGGUUUAUUUCGUACACUGUUUCUGUUACAAGAUCAUUGUUAGGUUAUCUGAUUUCUAUCUUUGUUUUUGUGUAAAUUGUAGUAUGUCGAUUGAUUUUAAUAUGUUAUUCAAAUGGAGUAUUGAAUUUCAUGUUAUUGGAUUAUUAGUCUUA